Rhopilema esculentum is the source of this 1162-nucleotide messenger RNA. RefSeq names its product large ribosomal subunit protein uL24m. Lineage: Eukaryota; Metazoa; Cnidaria; Scyphozoa; Rhizostomeae; Rhizostomatidae. Gene Ontology annotation, cellular component: ribosome. Gene Ontology annotation, molecular function: structural constituent of ribosome; RNA binding. Gene Ontology annotation, biological process: translation. The record is from RefSeq and is a predicted model, not a curated record.
GAGGCUGAUCUAUGAUGUCUGGUCAGUACUCGUGAACCACCAACUUCAUAGAAAACUGUAGAAAAUGACACACAAAAAGGAGUAAAAGGGUAGUUAAAUUUUGAGGGAGAAGCUGUAACUGAGGAUGAACAAGCCCGUGAUACCAUGGAAUCCUUUUGGAAUUAGGCCGCUACCAAGAAGAUUUCCUGUCCCUCGGCCACAUGCCAAGAAAAGGAAGAAAGUAAUCCCAUGGAAAAGUGAAGAGUGGCAUGUUCUUAAAGGAGAUAAAGUGGAGAUAAUGGCUGGCAAAGACAAAGGCAAACAAGGAACUAUCAGAGAAGUUGCUCGUUCCAAAAACUGGGUAUUUGUUCAAAACCUAAACUUAAAACACAAAUACAUGCAGCCUUACAGAGACUUUCAAGGUGGAUUCUUUCCUAUUGAGCUCCCAUUGCAUGCAGCAGAUGUUAAGCUUGUCGACCCAAACACAGGGAGUACAACCGAUAUCGUAUGGCGAUUCACUGAAAGCGGGAAACGGGUCAGAGUAUCCCUAGAAUCUGGGAAAGUCAUCCCAAAGCCAAUAUUUGAAAGGCAGGAUUUCAAGUCCAGGGAUGCAGUUCCAGUUUAUGAGCAAGAUACUAAACCAGAGGACGCAUCGAAAGACACAUACAUACCAUCAUUGUUGUUGUUCCAUGAGGAGAUCAUGAAGACCCACAAUGUGCAGCCAACGAUACCAAAGACUGAAGCAGAACCACGUGACUUGAUUAUGGAAAAUAUACGAAAGGAUGCAGAGAAAGACUUGAGUGUUAUCGAGGCAGGUGUUCAGGAACCUCCGUUUUAUAUGACCUUGUUUAUGUUUAUGCGUAACUUAGCUGGAAAUCUUAAGUUCUGGAAGUAAGAGUCUUAAGAUUUGUAGUGCCCUUUGUUGAUAUAACUUUUGGCAAGGCUUGAAAAAGUCUCGCAAAACAUUUCCCAAUAAAUUGCAGAAAGAAGAUAUUUUCUUUGUUGCCAUUGACAAACGGGGGCUCUACCCCAUGAAGCCUCUGUCUACUACCCCUUAUUCCAGUGCUGUUCAAUUCCAGAGCUUCAGUCUUUGUCACGAUUAAGAUCCAAGCUGUAAGCCCCGUUUGUCUAGUAAUUAGUGUUUUUUUUAGAUGUUUUAGUUAUAUAUAAAUUUUUGAGUGAA